Microthlaspi erraticum is the source of this 1089-nucleotide messenger RNA. Lineage: Eukaryota; Viridiplantae; Streptophyta; Magnoliopsida; Brassicales; Brassicaceae. The record is from the annotation of a GenBank genome assembly.
AUGCGUUUGCUUGGGUUUGACUUGUAUGAUUUUGUUUGCGCAGGGACUGUUACAACAAUGGCAUCUGAAGCGGAAAUUCGAAAAGACCGCGAGGAGAGAGAGAUCGUCUUCUCGAGAUUGAGAAAAGCAAUAACAUUGUGGGAGGAAGAGCAAGUAUUCAAGGCUGAAUCUCGCAAGGAUUCUCCAAAACCAGGAGAAAAGUUCUUCUCGACCUUCCCUUUCCCGUAUAUGAAUGGUUAUCUACACAUUGGGCAUGCCUUCUCACUUUCCAAGAUCGAUUUUGCUUCUGCUUAUCAUAGACUAAGAGGCGCUAAUGUGCUCCUUCCAUUUGGCUUCCACUGUACUGGAAUGCCAAUUAAGGCUUCUGCGGACAAGCUUGCUCGUGAGAUGCACGAUAUGGAAACCCUCCUGAUUUCUGCUGAGACGACAACACCAACAAGCUCCAGAAAUCCAUACGAAUGGUUGUAUUACUUCCCUCCAUUGGCUGUUGAAGAUCUCAAGGCGUAUGGAUUAGGUUGUGAUUGGAGACGGUCGUUCGUGACCACUGAUGUUAAUCCGUUUUUCGAUGCCUUCGUGAGGUGGCAGAUGAGGAAGUUGAAAUCUAUGGGGAAGAUUGUGAAAGACCGUAGGUACACGAUAUUCUCACCUCUAGAUGGGCAGCCUUGUGCUGAUCACGACCGUGCUACUGGUGAAGCUACUUUGAGGCCUGAGACCAUGUAUGGGCAAACAAACGCAUGGGUGUUGCCUGAUGGGAAGUAUGGAGCUUAUGAAAUCAAUGAAACUGAUGUCUUCAUCCUUACUGAGAGGGAUGAUCUGAUUGGACUCCCUUUGAGGUCUCCUCUGGCAGUGAACGAGAUCAUCUAUGCUCUGCCCAUGUUAACCAUUCUGACCAACAAGGGUACUGGCAUUGUCACCAGCGUGCCUAGUGAUGCCCCUGAUGAUUACAUGGCUUUGCAUGAUCUAAGUGCAAAGCCUGCUCUUCGAGCAAAGUUUGGUGUGAAAGAUGAGUGGGUGCCGUCUGAAAUUGUGCCGAUUAUCAACAUUCCGAGUUUGGAGAUAAGGCUGCCGAGAAGGUCUGCUUGGAUCUGA